Carya illinoinensis is the source of this 1077-nucleotide messenger RNA. RefSeq names its product probable 3-beta-hydroxysteroid-Delta(8),Delta(7)-isomerase. Gene Ontology annotation, molecular function: C-8 sterol isomerase activity; cholestenol delta-isomerase activity; steroid Delta-isomerase activity. The record is from RefSeq and is a predicted model, not a curated record. Gene Ontology annotation, cellular component: membrane; endoplasmic reticulum. The coding region runs from base 94 to 843 and encodes 249 amino acids. Lineage: Eukaryota; Viridiplantae; Streptophyta; Magnoliopsida; Fagales; Juglandaceae. Gene Ontology annotation, biological process: sterol biosynthetic process. The transcript is spliced from 6 exons.
GAACAAAGAGAAGAAGAGAGAGGUACAACUGCGAGCCAACUGUCCAAUCUGAGAUAAUUUGACUCUAGUGAGCGGACCGAGGAGACGGAGAAAAUGGAGGGAUCGUUUCAGGAGCAUCCAUACGUACCCAGAGAUCUAAAGCUUCCUGGUUUCGUGCCUCUUUCACUCUCUCAGUCCACCAUUGUUGGCGUAUAUGGCAUCUCUUCCCUGCUCGUCGUCUCUCUCGUCUGGCUUUUCUCCGAGAAUUUGGACGUGAUUUUAUCAGAUCUCUAUUUCUACUUCUUAGCAUCAUACGGCUUUGCAAGUACAAUACUGAACUAUGGGAGAUCGCUCAAAAAUUCCAAUAUUGACCGAUGGCUAAUGUGCUGGUGGGCUUUCACAGGCCUAACCCAUAUCAUUCUUGAGGGUUAUUUUGCUUUCUCUCCUGAGUUUUACCAGGACAAAACUGCUAAUUACCUGGCCGAAGUCUGGAAAGAAUACAGCAAAGGCGAUUCAAGAUAUGCAGCAAGGGAUGCAGGAACCGUUGUUGUUGAAGGUCUAACUGCAGUUUUUGAGGGUCCAGCUAGCCUUUUAGCAGUGUAUGCAAUAGCUACAAGAAAGUCAUAUAGCUAUAUACUACAGUUCGCCAUUUCUCUGGGCCAGCUUUAUGGAACUGCUGUAUAUUUCCUAACUGCUUAUUUGGAAGGUGAUAACUUUGCUGCAAGCCCAUAUUACUACUAUGCAUACUAUAUUGGAGCGAAUGCCUCAUGGGUUGUGAUACCCACACUCAUUUCCAUCCGCUGUUGGAAGAAGAUCUGUGCCGCAAUCCAGGUCCAAGGCCAGAAAAAAACAAAAGCCCGCUGAGGUGGUUUUGAUGUUUUGUACACUGGAGGAAAAGCCAGAUUGGUGCUAAAAGUAUGCACACUGGAGGAAAUAAGCUACUUAGAUUAGAAUCUUGGAUUCUCUUGUAUUCUUGGAAUGAAUAUUUUGACUAAAGGUUGUAAUAAGCUGUUUUGUAAUGUUGCAUCCAAUUGGAAUGAAUAUUAAGACUCAAUAAUUUACCAGAUGACUUAAUCCAAGGAUUGUUAUUUGAUGGCA